AUGAGCCGUUCUGAUAUGAACUACUACUAUAGUACCCAACAGUGGGACAAGUAUGAGGAAGAAAAGAGACGCGUUGAAGAGAAGGAGAGAGAAGAAAGAGAAGAGGAAGAUCGCAAGAGACGUGAAAGAAAUAGCAGCAGCAGCUACGGUGGUAGCAGCAGCAAUAGUGGAAGCUCUAGCAAUGGUGAUUGCCGUGUUUCAUGA
Molecule: messenger RNA, 204 nt
Organism: Trichomonas vaginalis G3
Lineage: Eukaryota; Parabasalia; Trichomonadida; Trichomonadidae
Exons: 1
Coding region: 1-204 (67 amino acids)
Source: RefSeq, a predicted model, not a curated record